Molecule: messenger RNA, 2358 nt
Organism: Exophiala mesophila
Lineage: Eukaryota; Fungi; Ascomycota; Eurotiomycetes; Chaetothyriales; Herpotrichiellaceae
Product: YggS family pyridoxal phosphate enzyme
Exons: 1
Coding region: 125-1015 (296 amino acids)
Cellular component (GO): intracellular anatomical structure
Molecular function (GO): pyridoxal phosphate binding
Source: RefSeq, a predicted model, not a curated record
GCGACAUACUCACCACUAUGCAGGAGACAGCUUUGAAAAUUUGGAGAGAUCCCAUAUAGACAGCCAUUCUCUGAUUCCAGAAACCUACUCCCACGUCCACACAGAGAGACUCGACCCAGUCACUAUGAGCAGCUCAUCAGCCUCAGCCAACUCAAACAUGAAAGUCACCGUCAACCCCAGUCGAGCCGCACAGCUCGUUGAGAACCUGUCUUCAGUCACCAAACGCAUCUCCAAGACCCUAGAAUCAUCCAAUUCCUCCUCCUCUACAUCAACCACAUCUCUAUCUCCACGCCUCGUUGCAGUCUCCAAACUGAAACCCGCAAGCGAUAUUCUUGCUCUCCACAACCCACCCACCUCCCAUCUCCAUUUCGGCGAGAAUUACGUACAAGAACUCCUGGAGAAGAGUCGCGUCCUUCCUCACACGGUCCGAUGGCAUUUCAUUGGAGGCCUGCAGAGUAACAAAGCCGCACAGCUCGCGCGAGAAGUCCAGAGUCUAUGGGCAGUAGAAAGCGUUGACAGUUUGAAGAAGGCUAGUCUCUUGGAAAAGGGGAGAAAAGAGCGAACCGAGAAAUUAAAAGAGACCGGCAAUCAAGAUCUAGCGGACGAACCGCUGCGUAUAUUUAUUCAGGUCAACACGUCAGGAGAAGACUCAAAAUCUGGCGUCAACCCCACAUCACCCGAACUGCUCGAAAUCGCUCGUCAUGUUCGUGAUGCAUGUCCUCAUCUACAGCUCCAAGGCUUGAUGACGAUCGGCGCCAUUGCGAGAUCUCAAGCCACGACGGAGGAGAAUGAAAAUGAAGACUUCAUCUCUCUACGGGAGAGUCGAGACUGGUUGGCCAAGGAAUUGCAAAUCGAAGCCAAUGAACUCGAUUUGAGCAUGGGGAUGAGUGAGGACUUUGAAGGCGCAGUGCGUCAAGGCAGCAGUGAGGUCCGAAUAGGAAGUACAAUCUUUGGCCAACGUCCAGCCAAGAAGGAUGCCAAAGUACUGGAACAAGCCGAGGAUGGGAGCGAAUGAAGUAAACUUCUGUCCCGGGAAUCCUUCUUGACUCGCAGUUGCGUCAAGAACCAACCGUCUGUCACCGUGGAAUCUCACUUUCCUGGCUAAAGGUAUGUUAUGUUCAUGACAAAGCUAAAAAGACAUUAUGUUCCAACGCCAGUCAUCCAUCCAGCCCUGCGGGACGGCGGUCAAAGAAAAUAUGUGCUACGUUAAGUUGGCUAAAUCCGAGAGAAAGCGAAGUCCCCAAACACUUUUGCCUGGCAGCACUUGGUACUGCAAUAUACGUACUCGUGUCGUAUCGAGGCUGUGGUUCACAUGCACCCCAUGAACCGGCGGCUCAAAGUGCUUCUGCCACACGGGGAUGUUGAGGACGCGACAUUCGCUUCACGUCGACUGUGGGCCAAGAGUCUCUGCGCAGGCCAGCCGUGUCCGGCGACUUACUAUACAUGAGAACUUGGGCUUUUUCGACCUCGCCGUCUGGUUCUUGAUCCCCAUCAAGAGGUCCGUUCUAUGAACCUUUGGCAAGCCGCUCCUGCAUCAUCGGCAGCAGGAUCCCUGGCACAGUCUCCUGAGUAGCACGGAUCGUCAAGCGAUACAUCUACCAUACCAAAUGUCAGCAAUCAAAGCCACACGAACUUGAAGAAUUUAAACAACCAGGGGCAUCAUUCGGGGCGCGGGGAAUGUAACGCUUACCUUCUGGGCCAUAUUUGGUUCCAACCUCAAUAAACAACCAGUCUUGCCCUUUUCAAGUUGCAAUACUGCACAACCCACAAUGUUCUUCGCAUUUGGGUCGACAUUUUCCAAAAUCUUCCAUCGGAACCCAGUAACAAUCUCUCGCAUGAAUUUCUCAUUGAUCUCUGCACUGGGCGAUCGGAGGCCAAACGUGCUUUGCGCUUCCAUGGCUCCAGCACCAAUCUGGCGCCACCGCUUGAAGAAAUCUUCGGCCGACAAGUCGGAUGGGUCCAUGAAACGAUGCUGUAGAAUGGGGAGUUUCAGGGUGUAAGCCUGCAAGGCACCGGCGAGGUAGGAGAUGCGGAUAGUGGGGGCAUCGGAAAAGGGGCCUAUCGAUGUACAAACAAUGGUCUGUUGUGUUUGCGAUUCAGGAUUGACAGAGGACUCGGGUAGAGACUUGGUGUCAAUUUUCAAGGCAGCUGAUGAUUUGUUGUCAAGAGUGGUGGUGAAGGAGCCAAUGGGAAAAGCGGCUUUGUUGGUGAAGUACAGUUUCACCACGCCGAGAUGGCCACGGUAUUCAGCCCGUAUUCCGACCUGGAUCUGAGGGUCCUCGAACAAGACCCCCUCGUUGGCAAAAUACAAUUGUUCAUACCCAAUAUCCCAGUCAGGAGAAAGAUGUGUAGCUGUGG